AUGGCCACCCUCUUGAGGCGGCCAGGCAACCUUGCUCGAUUCUCGAGGAGAGCCACAGACUCCAUCGGUCGUAUUGGACCGUCCUCCGUGCGACUCCCUCAAUCGAAGCUUUCGUCCCUAAUUACAUCGCACCGUGUCCGGAGCUUCGCCACACAGGGUCCUGGAGGCCCGACUCCCCCGGACGACAAAUCCCGGAAUCCCCAGUCCACCGGGAACGGCCCGGAGAACGAUGGCCGCAAAGAAGAGGAUCCGAACAAGUCCGAAUCGAAGUUGACCGAGACGGAACAGAAACAACUCGAUGAGUUCAUCAAGCACAUUGAGUCGCGGAUCCCUGAGUCGCAGCAUGAGUCAACCCAACAAGUCCGGAAGCACUUCAUGAAAAACGGCCUGCCCUCUGAAUUGAAGGAAUUCAUGACAAACUAUAAGGAUGCCUCAUUAAUGGAUUACCUCCGAAUGGUGCGGUGGUUGUUCAAGUACGCCAAUGAGCAUGCCGACAAGCUGGCACGGGAAGAAGUAGCUCGCGACAUGAAGAUCCCCCCGGAGGAACUUCAAAAGAUGAAGGGGCAACAGCAGCCGGAGAAGGAGGGCGAAAAGGAUGCCAAGGAUAACAAGCCGGAAGAGCAGAAGAGUAAGGAAGAGCAGGAGAAGGAGAAGGGGCAGGGAAAGAAGCAAAAGAAAGACCAGUUCCCUCCCGGUAGCAAGGUCUUCGAGUUCCGUUUUGAUCCCGCCUCUUUCUUCAUCACUUCAGUUGUCACAUAUUACGUCUACCGCAGCUUUUUCCCUGGAGAUUCUGGUGCUCAGGAGAUCACCUGGCAGGAAUUCCGCGCCAACUACCUUGAAAAGGGUCUUGUGGAGAAAUUGACUGUUCUGAACCGCAGCCGCGUUCGGGUUGAUCUCAACCGUGAGGCUUCAGCUCAAGCAUACCCCGAAUCCAAUGGCCAACCUGUGUCGCAUGUGCUGUUCAGCAUUGGAUCUGUGGAAAGCUUCGAAAUGAAGCUGGAGCAGGCUCAAUAUGAACUUGGUAUUCCCUCUGGGGAGCGGAUUCCCGUUGCCUAUGUUGAUGAAGUCCCCUGGGGCAGUGCUCUGAUGUCUUUCGCUCCUACUCUACUCCUGAUUGCUGGUAUCUUCUGGUUCUCGCGCCGUGCCGGUGGUGGCGCCGGCGGCCAAAGCGGAAUCUUCGGCAUUGGCAAGAGCCGUGCUAAGAAGUUCAACCACGAGACUGAUGUCAAGAUCAAAUUCGCUGAUGUCGCCGGUAUGGACGAGGCCAAGGUCGAGAUCAUGGAAUUUGUGAGCUUCCUGCAACAGCCGGAGCGAUUCCAGAGGCUCGGUGCUAAGAUCCCCCGCGGUGCUAUCCUCUCUGGUCCUCCUGGUACUGGUAAGACUUUACUCGCCAAGGCUACCGCCGGUGAGUCUGGCGUGCCUUUCUACAGUGUCAGUGGUUCCGAAUUCGUCGAAAUGUUCGUCGGUGUUGGUCCCUCUCGUGUCCGUGAUCUGUUCGCAAACGCCCGAAAGAACACUCCUUGUAUUAUCUUCAUUGAUGAGAUCGAUGCCAUUGGAAAGUCUCGAGCCAAGCAAAACUUCGGCGGCGGUAACGAUGAGCGUGAAAGCACUCUCAACCAAAUUUUGACUGAGAUGGAUGGUUUCAAUACCUCUGAGCAAGUCGUCGUCCUCGCCGGUACCAACCGACCCGAUGUUCUCGACAAGGCUCUCAUGCGUCCUGGCCGUUUCGACCGACACAUUGGUAUCGAUCGUCCCACCAUGGAUGGCCGUAAGCAGAUCUUCCGCGUUCACUUGAAGAAGAUUGUCACCGAUGAGAACAUGGAAUACCUCGAGGGUAGACUUGCUGCUCUGACCCCUGGCUUUGCUGGUGCCGAUAUCGCCAACUGCGUGAACGAAGCUGCUCUUGUUGCUGCUCGCGAGAACGCUGACAAGGUCGUCAUGAAGCACUUUGAGCAGGCCAUUGAGCGUGUCAUUGGUGGUCUGGAGAAGAAGUCUCUGGUGUUGUCCCCCGAGGAGAAGCGAACCGUUGCCUACCACGAAGCCGGCCACGCUAUCUGUGGUUGGUACUUCCGGUGGGCCGAUCCGCUCCUCAAGGUCUCCAUUAUCCCCCGUGGCCAGGGUGCCUUGGGUUAUGCCCAGUACCUUCCUGCUGGGGGUGAUACCUACCUGAUGAACACCAACCAGCUCAUGGAUCGCAUGGCUAUGACCCUUGGUGGCCGUGUUAGUGAGGAGCUCCACUUCGAUACUGUGACAAGCGGUGCCAGUGACGACUUCAACAAGGUCACUCGCAUGGCUACUGCUAUGGUCACAAAGUUUGGUAUGUCCAAGAAGCUUGGAUUCAUUCACUACGAGGAGGACGGACAACAAAUCCAGAAGCCCUUCUCCGAAGACACUGCCCGCAGCAUUGACAUUGAGGUCCGCCGCAUCAUCGAUGAGGCUUAUCAACAAUGUAACACUCUUCUGACUGAAAAGAAGAAGGAGGUCGGCAUCGUUGCCGAGGAACUCCUGUCCAAGGAGGUCCUUGGCCGUGAUGAUCUGAUCCGCCUUCUUGGCCCGCGCCCCUACCCCGAGUCUGGAGAGUUUGCCAAGUACUUCGAUGGUAAGGGUGGUGCGACCAUUGCUCCCCCUGAGCCAACUCAGAACCCAGAGGCCUCAGGUAAGGAUCAGACUCCUUUGCCAUGA
Molecule: messenger RNA, 2682 nt
Organism: Penicillium waksmanii
Lineage: Eukaryota; Fungi; Ascomycota; Eurotiomycetes; Eurotiales; Aspergillaceae
Product: ATP-dependent metallopeptidase FtsH/Yme1/Tma family protein
Exons: 2
Coding region: 1-2682 (893 amino acids)
Biological process (GO): protein-containing complex assembly; mitochondrial protein processing
Cellular component (GO): m-AAA complex; membrane
Molecular function (GO): ATP hydrolysis activity; metalloendopeptidase activity; ATP binding
Source: RefSeq, a predicted model, not a curated record